CCAAAACAGUCUGGUUUUCUUUGAACUGAUUUCUCACGACCUAUUCGACGACUUAUGGCCAGACCGUCCCACUAGAUCUCGAUCAUUCUCAGCAUUUCGAGAUCCUCUCCCCUUUUGAGCCUUGGGAUUUUAUCCGGCUAGUGAUAUCUCCGUUAUAUCCAAGCUCUGGUCCCGGAUCCGUCCAUCUUUCAACGCAUUCUCACUUUCAAACUCAGAUUUUCUGACUACCAACCGCCAAGAUGCCCGGAGGUGUUUGCGCCGUUCUCGACUACGAGGUCGAGUUGAUGGCCGAUUAUGUUUCUGAAAUGGCUACUCGAAUUGUCAUGCCGCAAAACGCCGUCAACACCGCCUUCAGGAAGUUUGUGUCACAGAUUCUCACUUCCACUCGGCUUCCCAGCACUACCAUCCUUCUCGGCAUGAACUACCUUGCCAAGCGCGUCAACAUGAUGAAGGCUAACGGCCAGACCACCCAUUCCGAAGGUCAAAUCUGGCGCAUGUUGACCAUCUCGCUUUUGCUUGGAAGCAAGUUUCUGGACGAUAACACUUUUCAGAACAAGUCCUGGUCCGAAGUGAGCGGGAUUCCCGUCAAGGAGCUCAACACUCUGGAAUAUGAGUGGCUCGGUGUGAUUGGCUGGCGGCUGUAUGUCAACCUCGAUGAGAGUGAGGAUUACAAUGCCUGGCUGGCAAACUGGAAGGAAUGGUUGGAGGCGAAGAAAUUGCAACAAGCUCAGGCCAACCGCGAACGCUUGGCCUCCCUUGUGCCUCCUAUCAAGACCGACAUUUCCCGAUCUCGGUUCUCCUCGGCUUGGGAGCAGAAGCAGAUUGCCGAGUAUGAGAGGCUAUCGAGCAUCAAGCGCAGCCAAACCACUCACGUUGCUUAUCCUCGCCACGAGCAGUCCGUGUGGGGUCAUUGGUCGCAGCAACAGGCGCCGUUGACGCCUCCCGACUCUGGAUACGGAACGCCCGAGUAUGUCAACUCGGCGACAUCGGUCAAUUCCCACUACAACGAGUGGUUCGAUAGUGCGGUUAGGGACCAUUGCCAGGCCUCUCGGCAAUACCAGCAGCCUGCGUCAUAUAACUCGUUCUAUCGCGGCUUGUCCAAUCGUCACCAGAACAGCACUUCGGGGUACUGGAACUACACCCACAACGUUUGGGAGCAUUCCCUUUCCGGUGAUUGCAACUGCGCUACUUGUGCUGCUACGGACAACUCGCCUCCAUACUUCAUGGGUCACACCUACGGACAGCCGGUUGUUGGCUAAACAGCCAAGGACACUUGCGACACGGUUUCGACGAUGCCACG
Messenger RNA from Neurospora hispaniola, 1300 nucleotides. RefSeq lists its product as uncharacterized. Gene Ontology annotation, cellular component: cyclin-dependent protein kinase holoenzyme complex; nucleus. Bases 240 to 1259 code for a protein of 339 amino acids. The transcript has a single exon. NCBI's taxonomy places the organism in Eukaryota, Fungi, Ascomycota, Sordariomycetes, Sordariales, Sordariaceae. Gene Ontology annotation, molecular function: protein kinase binding; cyclin-dependent protein serine/threonine kinase regulator activity. Gene Ontology annotation, biological process: regulation of cyclin-dependent protein serine/threonine kinase activity. The record is from RefSeq and is a predicted model, not a curated record.